Cladophialophora psammophila CBS 110553 is the source of this 2277-nucleotide messenger RNA. RefSeq lists its product as uncharacterized. Bases 1 to 2277 code for a protein of 758 amino acids. The record is from RefSeq and is a predicted model, not a curated record. The transcript has 4 exons. NCBI's taxonomy places the organism in Eukaryota, Fungi, Ascomycota, Eurotiomycetes, Chaetothyriales, Herpotrichiellaceae.
AUGGGUCGACAGUCUCACAUUGCCCGCCUAGCUCUGGGAAGAUCACCUUUCGGUCCUCCGGUGGAAGAUGAGAAUGGAGAAUUCAUCCUGGGACCAAAUGUGCAACAUAAUACAGACCAGAACUAUGUUCAGCAAUUUGACGAUCGGGGUCAUCCGAGGAAUCCCGCCUCCGAGACAUCGAGGAGGCGACUUCUUCGAGCCCAAAACGAAGCUCUGUCCACGGUCGGUGUCGUCGUUCGCAAAGCACAAAAGCAACGAUCUUCAUGGCAAACCAUGAAUGACAUGCAGAGAUACCGACUUCUCCUGGACGAACAUGCCACAGGAGCAUACUGCGAGAUCGUCGAGACUAUCCUUCAGAACAUGGCUACUCACUGGAUACUCAACUUUCGCCGACGCCUUCUUACCUUCAAGUCCUACUUGGGGCUGACCGUACCUCAGAUGCUAUUCUCUGAAUGGAACGCCAUGGGCCCCAGUGCUUUUCUCUUUGCUGGUUUCGUCCCUGCCACGAUUGCGAGGAUCAGCCAACUGCUUAGAGUCGCAAUACUAGAAGAUGAGAGAGUAUCCAAGUCAACGCCCCCGUCUAGACUUUUCAAUCUAUCGGAUAUUGGCAGGAGACUUCGCAGGUCAAGCCUACAAGUCCUCUGGUUUGUCUUUGAAUACCCAUUCCAUAUCUAUUCCGUCUUACAAUCAUUAUACCUUAUUCCUUUCAACCCAUCGCCCUCCCUGUCUGCGUUAAUACCAUUCAGCAACCAUUCUCCCAUUCAGAUGUCGACGCACGUGCCAGACUGGUCUUGGAGGUCCUUCACCUCAUUAGGAGUGAAGACCAUUUCCAGCCCCUUUGCCUUGGCUCUAAUCCGAGACAUAAUUGGCAACUAUAUCUUUAAAAAGGUCUAUGUUGUGGUUCGCCAACUUGUGGUCAAACCCGACCGGCCGGAUCGCAUAUCGCUACAAAGUGCUAGAAAUCUGAACACUGAAACAGCAUCCCUCGAAUUGGAAGAGGCCAUUUUUGGCGAGUCCACCAAAGCAGGUCAGCGGACCAUGAGAGAAACCAUCCAAGCAAUAAUUCCAGUCUCGUUAUGGUUUUGGGUCAGGAUCAUCCAGACGCAAAGAGUCCCCUUAGCAGUCGAGCUAAGCCCAAAUAUCGAGAGAGAGUUGCUCGGGCGGAGUGCCAUGCACUACCGAACAUUAUAUCGAGAGAAUCGCGAGCUUGAUCUCAGACGAGCCACGAGGACCCUUCGAGUCAUGGCUAUUCGUUCCGCCUUUCACGACUUCAAUUUGGAUCCGGAUCACUCGAUGAUUGACAUCUUCGAACUAGCGGACGAUGUAAGCUUUUUGGCGUCGAGCCCAGCAUCUACCUCGACACCAGAACCAUACUUCCCCGACGUAGUGACAGCCCCCGCCAAUGCGAGCGAGUUUCAAGGCGAUGCCGAGUUUGUGCUUUUUUCAGGAGUGGGCCAGUCAGGGAAUAGUCAAGUCGCAGACAAUGCGAACGCUGAAGAUCCUGGAUGGGGCGACACGCACGAAGAGACUGACGACAUUGUCGGUCCCCUACCUUUUUCCGGCAGUCCGACGAUAGGGGAACAGAGCUUGCAACCUGCAGUGCCGCUGGAAACCCUUCUUGAGUCGGAUAUUAUCGAGUUAGGCGAGGAACGAACAGCCAGCCCGGUUCCAGCUACAUCGGAGCCAGUGUCUCCUAUCAUUCCAAUUCCAUCGCCGGCCUCUCCGUCACAUCGAACUCCAUCCCCAAUGUCUCCUAUCCCGGGCAUAGCUCGCGCGGCGAGUUUACCGCAUACAACACCAAGGCCUGUGCGCCGUCCGACAGUCAUAGAACAAGACGCACCGGCAAUGAGAGAUGAAAUGCUGCGCCGUCGUCAACAGCACUCGAGAGAUCCACACAGUGCAGACGAGAGUCUUUAUCGCGUUACUAUUCUUUCAAAUCACCCAGCUGAAGCAUUUGCGCAUUAUAUGACCUCGAUCAUCGAGUCGGUUGUCCUACUUCCGCUUGACAUCCUGUUCUUGAGGUCGGUAGCUCGGAGCUUUCUCUCUCGCCAUUCUGGAGAUCAACAAAUGAACAGGGCUGCCUCGCUGCUCGGCGAUGUGUGGCCUCUCGGUUCGGGGCUGGGAGUGCGAGACCUUUCGAUGUCGCAAAGACUGCAAUUCUGGGGCAAUUUCUUCCUUACGAUUGGCAUGCAAGGGUUGGUGAACUUUGUGAUAUGGGGAGUCGGCACUCGGGUAACUUUAAGACUAGGAGAGAGAUUCGGCUGGGGGAACAUAUGA